GUUUUAUUUUAUUUUAUAAAAGGGUAUUUUAAUCUAGAAACAUAGCAAAUGUCAAGGGUCAAAUAAGAAUAAAGAAAAGAGAGAGACUUCGAGGAAAAUCAUCGGAUGCUUGAAUUUUUUUAGCUGACUGGUAAAAUGAUUUUGAUCGGGUGAAUUACCGGUUAUAACCGGUAACCUCUAACCGGUCUUCUACUAUAAGAGGAGCACAUAAACACAAGUCGUCUCCUCACUUCCUCAUCCUCCUCAUCAAAGGGUUUCUUCUCUCUCUCCUCCGUCUCUGUUGUCGUCUCUGCAGAUACACUCGCCGGAGUUUUUAAUACCUGCAGAGCUCAGAUUUUCUCGAGGAUCCCCAUUUUUCCGUCGGAUCAGACAUCAGAGAGAUGGCGUCUAGAAAUUCCUUUGCCGGCUUCGCGAUAUUCACCUUUGUUUUCGCCGUCAUCUCGUCUCUCGCCGGCGCUCAAUCGCUAGCUCCUGCUCCUGCUCCGACCAGUGAUGGUACAUCGAUAGAUCAAGGGAUUGCGUAUUUGCUAAUGGUGGUGGCGCUUGUCCUCACUUACCUAAUCCAUCCUCUGGAUGCAUCUUCUUCCUACAGCUUCUUCUGAUUUCUCUUCCAUCAUCAACUUCUAGUUUCAGUUUGCCUUUUUUUGUGGAUAAAUUCAGGAGUCUUGCUAUUAAUUUGCUCAUGAUUUGUGCCUUGUCUCGAUCAUGAUUUCGAAUUUCUGGAGAUUGAUCUCUGUUGUCACCCAUUCUUGUUCAUUCUCUUCCAUAUUUAUUUAAUUUAUUCAUCUAUUAAAUAAUGAAUAUAGCUUCAAAUGAAUUGCCAC
This is a messenger RNA of Thlaspi arvense, 824 nucleotides long. NCBI's taxonomy places the organism in Eukaryota, Viridiplantae, Streptophyta, Magnoliopsida, Brassicales, Brassicaceae. The record is from the annotation of a GenBank genome assembly.